AUGGAACGUCGCGUGUCAACGAACUCUGAAUCAUCGGUAGAGCCAACCGAUGUUAGCACAUCUAACAAGACUCUCAGCUCCGAUGCCAAUUCUUCUUUAGCACUCAAGACAAGUCAUGAAAGUGACAACAUCGAAUCAGAUGAAAACGAAGAUUAUUUGAAUAACAAUACGUGCAAAAGCAACAAAAACGACAACGAUACGAGCAAUGACAAGGCAAAUGAAUUGAAGAAUUUUACACGAUCACAAGAUAAAGAGGCAAUCGAUAGACGUGACAAUUUACAGCAGUUAAUGGACAAAAUGUUGCAAAAGAAAAUUAGAAGUGCUGCAAAGACAAACUUCAGUUCAGAUGAGAAUUUGAAUUUCAAUCAUGAGGGCUCUGAAAGCAACGAAAAUGAUGUCACGAAGAAUUCAGACGACACCAAAUAUGUUUGUCCAAUUUGUGACACUGUUUCAACAACUCAACAUGACUUCACUAAUCACAUUCGCAAUCAUAAUAACAUGCGUGACUCGUCCGACGAUGGAAGUUCAUUCACAUGUCGCAUCUGCUCAAAAGUUCUAUCGUCAGCUUCAUCGCUUGAUCGCCAUGUUUUGGUACACACAGGUGAACGUCCUUUCAACUGUAAGUACUGCAACUUAACAUUUACAACAAAUGGAAACAUGCAUCGACAUAUGCGUACGCACAAACAACCUCAACAACAUGACCGCGAAAGUUACGAAAGUGAUGGCUCGACCGAUUCAAGCGGCAGCAGUCAUGGUGGAAGUGCACGUAACUUAAUAAAAUCGAAUUCAAACUUUCCACACAAACGAAAAAGCACCGACGACGAUCUCACAAAUCGAAGGAAAAUUCGUGCAGUCAAUCAUAACAACAACAACAUCAUGUCGUCACCAAACAGUCAUCAGAAGUUUUGUUGUCCCGUUUGCAUUCGCAAUGACUUCUCGAGUAUGAUCAAUUUAGAGAAUCACAUGGAUAAGGAACAUCCAACAAUUCCAGCAAAGUGUCGACAUUGUGAAAUGGUUUUCAAAAGUCACAAAGCACUCAACGCUCAUCGUUGUGGCAAUAAUAAAGCUAUCAACGUGCAACAAGGCUUCAAAGACAUGACAUUCGUUGAUUUUACCAGCGAGAAGUUUCCUAUAAUUGCCAAAAAUCUUUGCGAGCAAAGCAUUAGAACGCCAAUCACUAAUCAGAAGUAUGAAUGCCCGAUGUGUUAUCGAGCUUUUCCAUGUUCAAGCGCCGUUGAAAUUCACAUGCAAGAAUGUCGAAAUGACGGUAAUGUUGCUCAAGAUUUUUCAUCCAAACGUCGUCAUUCAAACAGCGAAUCAUCUGAAGAAGAUGUAAAACGUGAAGAUUUCUUUGCUAAUCUUGCACUCCAUAAUCGAUCAAUUCCAACAUCAGCACCGUCGACACCAUCAUCAAAUGCUGAUAAAUCAUUCACAUCACCAAUGAUGAUGAUAAAACAAGAAUACAGAUCAACACCACCGUUCUGUCAAUAUUUUAGCGAAGGUCGUGACUUUGCUGACAUUGAAUCAAUCAUCAAAGCAGCAUCUUCAAGUGGAUUAGACAAAGCGAUGUCAGAGAAGGAUCAGAUGAUUUAUCGUGACGAAGAAGAGAAUCAAGAUGCAUUUACACACGAAUUCAGGAAAAUGAAGUUACGUGGGGAAUUUCCAUGUCGUUUAUGUACGAUGAUUUUCCCUAAUCUUCGCGCUUUAAAAGGUCAUAACCGAGUCCACUUAAGUGCUGCUGGUCAAGGACCAUAUUGUUGUAAUAUGUGUCCACAUUCGAUCAAUGAUAAAGCUGCACUUGUUCGUCAUAUGAGAUCACAUAAUGGCGAUCGUCCAUAUGAAUGUGCAAUUUGUAAUUAUGCUUUUACAACGAAAGCAAACUGCGAACGUCAUUUGAGAAAUCGUCAUCAGAAAACGACGCGUGAAGAAGUUAAACGCGCAAUCAUUUAUCAUCCGUCAGAAGAUUCAAGUGUCGAAGAUCAUAUUCAUAACAAGAAGAUUGCAAUCUAUUCAACAAAUCGAUUCCAAAAUCAUGACGAUGACAUCAGUGGUCGAAGCACUCCCGUUUCUCAUUUAAAGGAAAUGUUACAGCCGCUCGAUGACUCACCAAGUCGCAUUCAAGUUAAAAGUUUGGAGAAAUUAAAGCAGAGGAAUUUUGACAAUGAUAUUGAGGAAGAAAUUAACGACAGUCAUCGAGCAGUUGAUAUGUCGAUGGAUGCUUUGGAUUUGAGUAAGAAAACUGAUUCAUUCAACAACAAUGGUGACGAUGCUUCAGAUGAAAAUGAUGAAGAUGAACAUGAGAACAACGGUGAUGACAUUGAUCACCCAGAAAUCCCAAAGUUUGAUCUUGGAAUGAUCGAAAAAAAUCUUUUGAUUCAACAACAGUUGUUGAGUGAAGCCUUACCGAAAUUAGAUCCAACACAGAUGUUCAACUUGGCUCAAAUGUACAGAACAUUUGGCUUUCCUACACCAGGAUUUCCAAUCCAUCCAGCUUUGCUUCUUCAGAACCCUCUGCUUCUCAACGAUACAAUGAAGAAUUUUUUUUCAAAAGAUUUAAUGCCACCAACUCCACCUCAGACCAACACUUCGCAGUCACAGAUGAGUGGCUCAAUGUCAGGUGGAAGUUUGAUAAUUAAUCCAUUUGCGUCACCUGAUUCGUCACCUACUGGCCCACCAUCGCAAACAUCUCGAAACAUGGAACGAUCGCCAGUAAGAAAUUCAAUGCCGAUUCCACCAUUUCCACCCACACCACAGGAAUCUCCCAAGAAAGUCUCAACACCAAAUCAUUCUUCACAAAACCAUAUGCAAAAUCAUUCAGGGCCAGUGAAAAUGGUCAUCAAAAAUGGCGUUUUGAUGCCGAAACAAAAGCAACGACGAUAUCGCACUGAACGACCAUUUGCUUGCGAACAUUGUGCUGCACGUUUCACUUUAAGAUCGAAUAUGGAGCGUCAUAUUAAGCAACAACAUCCCGAAUUCUGGGCACAACGUCAACGUGGAAAUCAUGGCUUAAUGAGACGAGGUCCACCUACACAAUUGCCAAUGAAUGGCCCCCCGAUGAUGCCAACACUUCAAGCUGCGGGGUUUGGCGGAAUUUCUGAUCAAGUGAAAUACGCGAUUCUUGCACAGAAAUUGAAAUCACGAGAAAGUCCAAAAAGCAUGUUGAAUUCACCAUUUUCCAACUUGCCUUUGCCAUUGCAAACACAGUUGACGACCCAACAUGAAACAUCGGAGAAAUUACGAACACCAUUGAAAGAAGACGACGACGAUGAAGAUCAAUUAGUAAUUGAUGAAGAUUUCGCAGAAGAUUUAAGUAAGUCAUCGGAUGGUAAUGAGAAACAUUCAGCAGCACGUAAAGUUGCUGAAAAUAUUUUGGAAGAAGCCAUGAAAAUGGGAAGUGGAACUGCAAAUAACCCUGAAGAAGUUGUGUCACAGUCACAAUCAAAAAAUGAUUCCGAAAAUGAAAAAGAUUCCAACAAGAAUAUUAAACGCGAAAGCAAAGAAGAAGGAAAUGAUUUGGUUUCAGUAUCAAAGCUUGUUGACAAUGCAACCAAUUCAAUGAUGUUCUCGAAUUAUUUUAGUCGUCCUGAACCACCAAUGACUGAUCAUAGCGAUGAAGAAGGUUUAGUAGCUUCGGGAAGUGCUUCAGAAAGCAACAACUCUGGAACUGACGAUCCACAUCCUUCAGGAAAAGAAAAGAAGAAGUCAGCUUACAGUUUGGCACCAAAUCGUGUGUCAUGUCCCUAUUGUCAGCGUAAAUUUCCAUGGUCAAGCUCAUUGCGACGUCACAUCUUAACACAUACAGGUCAAAAGCCCUUCAAAUGUUCGCAAUGUCCUUUGCUAUUCACAACAAAAAGCAAUUGUGAUCGUCACUUGUUGAGAAAGCAUGGAAAUGUUGAAUCAGCAGUUUCAUUGCAACUACCGAUUGAUGAAAUGCCUGAACCUGUUAAAGAACCUGUUCGUCCACCAACACAAGUUACAACAAGUUCUGACGAAACCCCAAAACAAUCAUCAAACUUCAAUCUACAAAAUGCUUUACAAAUGCCAUUAUUGAAAGCUGAAAACAAUUCAUCAAACUCAGUCGUUCCAUCUCAAGUAAUGUCAAGUGAUCUUCCAUUCAAAUGCCAUUUGUGUGAUGGAUCCUUUGUUGAUCGUAUUCAAUGCUUGGAUCACAUUAAGAACGCGCAUUCACAUGACUUUGCUGUAUUGAUUGCUAAAGUACAGCUGGAAACAGAAGAUGGAGUUCAUGGAUCACCAGAUGACGAAGAACAUGCUGACAAGAAGGGAAAAUAUCCUGAUUAUGCAAAUCGUAAAGUGAUUUGUGCAUUCUGCUUGAGAAGAUUCUGGUCAACUGAAGAUCUUCGACGCCACAUGCGAACUCACAGUGGUGAACGUCCUUUCAACUGCGAUGUUUGCUUCCGUAAAUUCACUUUGAAACACAGCAUGUUGCGACACCGUAAGAAGCAUUCAAAUGCUCCUAAUAACAUGAACAAUUUCGCAAACAUGAAAUCAGAAAAUGGCGAAAGCAAUGGUAAUGGCUCAAGCAUGAACAACAGCGCAUCUGACAUAUCUGAUGACGAAUCAUCAACUUUAGCAAUGAUCAACAACAAGAAAUUGAAGGAGAUGAUGCCAAGCAAAUCAAAUCAAGCUGAAAUGUUGAGUCGAAUCAAUAACAAAGAUCUUUUCAUGAAGCUCAUGCAACAGCAGGUUGGCUCAGAUUUGCUGGGAAAUCUUCUUGGCAUCAGCGAUCAAGGAAUGCUUAACAAAAUGUUCACCUCAUCAGCAGAUGAAGCAGCGAAAUUGCUUGGAGUCGAGAAGUAAACUUGAACAACGACAUACAUACUUACAUUCAUUCAUAUCCUCUGCUUGUCUCUAGUCAAUAAUCUCAAGAAACGAGAACGAAAGAACUUUAAAAGUUGCAAAUCGAAGAUUCAACGUCAAAUAUGUAACAAACAUUCAAAAUUUUUAACUUUAUUCGUUACUUAGAAUUAUGCUUAAUUAAUUUUAUCGUGUGUGUGCCUAAUGUAAUUCAACUAGUAGCCUUAACUUGUAAGCGAUUCCUACAUAAUCAACUAACAAUACGAGAAAUCUUAAAAUACCUUCAACGGUGAAAAAGAAAAGAAAAUCAAAAGUAAAAUUAUAAGAAAACAUUUUGUGGUUUAAUAUUUCAUUAAAACAUUUUUGAUAACGCCUUUGUAAUUAGAAUUUAAGCGUAAGAUAUUUAGAGAAAUAAAAAAUUGCCUUUUCAUGGAAGUUCUUAACCGGGAAAAACCUUCCAAUGUUUCCAACUUUGUAAAGAUGAAAAAGAAAAGUUUUUCUUUUCUUUCUCGUGGCCUUCAGACCGAAGUGGCUUAAUAAAGUAGAUGAAAGGACAAAAAACGCCCCCGCACGGCUUUACGUCUUGAAGUAAUUUUUAUUCACAACACUUAGAUGAAUUGGUAUCAUUGCAAAAUUAGAUUAUAAGAUACGAAAUAUGAUAUAAAUUAUUCCAAUUAUAUACAGCAA
This is a messenger RNA of Clunio marinus, 5502 nucleotides long. The record is from the annotation of a GenBank genome assembly. NCBI's taxonomy places the organism in Eukaryota, Metazoa, Arthropoda, Insecta, Diptera, Chironomidae.